AAUGCUGAUGCUGUUUCUGUUUCUGUGCUCUUUUCCACUUGGAGGAGAAAUCUCUUUUCCCCACCCCCAAGCCCACCUCUAGGAUGUAAGUAAUGGUGAGAAGAUGAAGAUGAAAACAGUGCAGUCUGAGUGACUGGAAAUACAGCAGUCUAUUUUAGCUGCAGUGUUAUGUAGGAGUCGUCUUCAGACUUGUUACCUUUGGUUUUUUCAACACAAACUGCUUGCAGAUUUUGGAAGGCUGUUAAAGGACUCACGACCCGUGUGUUAGUGUUUUACGUGUAUCAUCAUGUUACCUUGCUUUUCCCUGGACAGCUGUGUUCAAAGCUUCAUGUGGAAAUCUUUCUAUUGAAGAGAGAUAAAAAGGAUCCUUAAUCUGAUUCUCUUUGGAUCUUUCUAUUUUUAUGGUAUAAGUUUAUCUAUUCAUGGGGCUGAAAAGCGUGUGCAAAUUUGUCAGAGGAAAACUGCAGCAAGCUACCCAGUGUCACAGCGUCCGCCUGUGGUUGGGCAUCCUUCACUCCCACAAGUCAGAAGGUCAAUAAAAAUGGAAGCCUCGUCUUCUGGAUCUAGUAUUUCAGCAGUCACUGGUGGAAAAGCAAAAACCCAUCAGCCAGAAGGAAGAGAGGAUUUGCAGGUUAACCAACUGGAAACACAAAUAUGGAUAAAACCAGGCAUACAGAAGACAGAUGUGGACUUUUCAGAAAUUCUUAAUGCAAUACAUGAAAUAGCUAAAGAUGUCAACAUUUUUUUUGAUGAGUUAGAAGGUGUGAACAGCCCUUCCAAAGAUGAUGACUCCCUGCUUCACCAUGGUAAUUUAACCAGUACUUCUGAUGAUGCCAGCCGGCUGGAAGUUGUGGGAGAGGAGGUACCUGAUAAGAACAAAGCUAAUGGACUGUAUUUUCGAGAUGGAAAAUGUCGGAUUGACUACAUCCUGGUGUACAGAAAAUCCAAUCCACAGACAGAAAAGAGGGAAGUAUUUGAGAGAAAUAUCAGAGCAGAAGGUCUUCAAAUGGAAAAAGAGUCAUCUUUAACAAACAGUGACAUCAUCUUCGUGAAGUUGCAUGCCCCUUGGGAGGUCCUGGGCAAAUACGCUGAACUAAUGAAUGUAAGAAUGCCUUUCAGGCCCUUUAACCCCUUCAAUGCUGGAGCCCCCUGCAUACUUGUGCGCUGCUGUUUUUUAAAUGGACAUUUCAUUGAAAUCAAUGGGAGGUCAAGAAGAUCCAGGAGAAAAAUCUAUUACCUGCAUCGCCGAUACAAGUUCAUGAAUAGGAUCGAGAAACAAAUAAGCAGGUUUCGAGGAUGGUUACCUAGAAAGCCAAUGAAACUGGACAAGGAGACACUGCCAGAUCUGGAGGAGAACGAUUGCUAUACUGCUCCAUUCAGUCAACAAAGGAUCCAUCACUUCAUCAUACACAACAAAGAUACUUUCUUCAAUAAUGCUACAAGAAGUAGAAUUGUACACCAUAUCUUACAAAGAGUGAAAUAUGAAGAAGGGAAAAACAAAAUUGGUCUGAAUAGAUUGCUCAGUAAUGGCUCCUAUGAAGCUGCAUUUCCUCUUCAUGAGGGAAGUUACAGAAGUAAGAAUUCAAUAAGAACACACGGGGCAGAAAACCACAGACACUUACUCUAUGAGUGCUGGGCUUCCUGGGGAGUGUGGUAUAAAUACCAGCCGCUGGACCUUGUGAGACGAUACUUUGGUGAGAAAAUUGGACUGUACUUUGCAUGGUUAGGCUGGUACACAGGGAUGCUCUUCCCAGCUGCCUUCAUUGGAUUGUUUGUCUUUUUGUAUGGAGUCACCACUUUGAACCACUGCCAAGUCAGUAAAGAAGUCUGCCAAGCUACAGAUAUCAUAAUGUGUCCAAUAUGUGAUAAAUACUGUCCCUUCAUGAGGCUGUCAGAUAGCUGCGUUUAUGCCAAGGUAACCCACCUUUUUGACAAUGGAGCUACUGUCUUUUUUGCUGUUUUCAUGGCAGUGUGGGCAACUGUUUUUCUGGAGUUUUGGAAAAGGCGGCGAGCAGUAAUUGCUUAUGACUGGGACUUGAUAGACUGGGAAGAAGAGGAGGAGGAAAUACGGCCACAGUUUGAAGCCAAGUACUCCAAGAAAGAACGAAUGAACCCCAUAUCCGGGAAGCCAGAGCCUUAUCAAGCAUUUGCAGAUAAAUGCAGCAGACUCAUUGUUUCUGCAUCGGGAAUAUUUUUUAUGAUCUGUGUGGUGAUUGCUGCUGUUUUUGGCAUUGUUAUUUACCGUGUUGUGACUGUCAGCACUUUUGCUGCCUUUAAAUGGGCUUUAAUCAGAAAUAACUCUCAGGUUGCAACUACAGGGACUGCAGUGUGCAUCAACUUUUGCAUCAUCAUGUUACUGAAUGUGCUGUAUGAAAAGGUCGCUCUUUUCCUAACAAAUUUGGAGCAGCCCCGUACUGAAUCCGAGUGGGAGAACAGCUUCACUCUGAAAAUGUUUCUUUUUCAGUUUGUCAAUCUGAACAGCUCUACCUUUUAUAUAGCAUUCUUCCUUGGAAGAUUUACAGGACACCCUGGUGCCUACUUAAGGCUGAUAAACCGGUGGAGAUUGGAAGAGUGCCACCCUAGUGGAUGCCUUAUUGAUUUGUGUAUGCAAAUGGGUAUUAUAAUGGUGUUAAAGCAGACUUGGAAUAAUUUCAUGGAACUGGGCUACCCACUAAUUCAAAACUGGUGGACCAGGAGAAAACUACGACAAGAGUAUGGCACACAAAGAAAAACAAACUUCCCACAAUGGGAAAAGGACUACAACCUGCAACCUAUGAAUGCUUAUGGACUCUUUGAUGAAUACCUAGAAAUGAUUCUUCAGUUUGGCUUCACAACCAUUUUUGUGGCAGCUUUUCCACUGGCACCACUUCUGGCCUUACUUAACAAUAUUAUUGAAAUUCGGCUUGAUGCAUACAAAUUUGUUACCCAGUGGAGAAGACCUUUAGCUUCAAGAGCCAAAGAUAUAGGAAUAUGGUAUGGGAUCCUUGAAGGCAUUGGAAUCCUUUCUGUUAUCACAAAUGCAUUUGUUAUAGCUGUGACAUCAGAUUUCAUCCCUCGCCUUGUUUAUGCUUACAAAUAUGGACCUUGUGCUGGCCAAGGAGAAGCUGGACAAAAGUGUAUGGUUGGCUAUGUUAAUGCCAGUUUAUCAGUAUUUCUGGUGUCUGACUUUGAAAACCGUUCAGAGCCAACAUCAAAUGGAAGUGAAUUCUCUGGUUCACCUUUAAAAUAUUGCAGGUACAGGGACUACCGGGACCCUCCUCACGCCUCAGUGCCCUAUGGUUACACGCUGCAGUUCUGGCAUGUCUUAGCAGCACGGUUGGCUUUCAUUAUUGUAUUUGAGCACCUUGUCUUCUGCAUAAAGCACCUGAUUUCCUACUUAAUCCCAGAUCUCCCAAAAGAUCUGAGAGAUAGAAUGAGGAGAGAAAAGUAUUUGAUUCAGGAAAUGAUGUAUGAAGCUGAACUAGAACGUCUGCAGAAAGAGAGGAAGGAAAGGAAGAAGAACGGAAAAUCUUAUCACAAUGAGUGGCCAUGAUGGGGUGAGGAAGAAACUGUUUAAAAGAAGAUAGGAAUUUUGUUAAUAGAAUUUUCCUGCUUUUCUGCAGCAGAGAGUGCACUAAAAGGAAUAGUCAGUUGAUGUUUUGUGCACUUAGCACAUGUGCGACUGUGUUUAAUAGGGUGCAUAUUGUCAUAAGCCUUUUGAAAUUAGAGGUUGUGCAAGGCUUAGCCUUCUCCAGAGCUAAUGGCAGCAUGAGCAGAUCAGACCAAUGCUUAAGUCUCUGCAUUCUUCCCAGGAAGCUCCCAGGCCCUGACUUCAAUUCAAGGCCCUGAACUUCAAAGCGGUUACCUAUCUCACAGUGCUUUACAGAACUCAGUGAUCUUAUGGCUCCUCAUGCCCACGCUGCUACUUCUUAACCAGUGACUGCAUGUUAGCAACAUGGCAGUUCUUGUCCAUGAGUGCAGCCACCACCUGCAGCACGUGCAUGGCAACCUUGCCCUCUUCCACGGUGGACUAAACUGUGUUAGCCUGCAUUUAUCACGAGUACUCUUGGAGUACAUUGUGCAUUGGAGUAUCUAUUACUCCAAUGUUACUGAAGUGUAUUUCAGGAUGAGAUGCUUCUUCAUGAUUCCUAUCAACUGGUCUAACAAGGCUAAAACAUUUAGGUGUGCAGGAAUACUGACAGAUAGACAAGCAUCUAAAUGGGGCCAGAAAUAUCUAACCGUUGGGUCAUUUAUUCGGAAGUGAUAGUGUGAAAAGCUGGUAAAAAAUGUUAAAGAUUUGAACAGUGCCUUUUCAGCUAUAGGACUGUCUGGAGUCUGAAGGAAACAAAUAAGGCUACGACAUCUUUCCCAGAACUGCCUGUGUAUUUAUAUUGCAAGAACAUAUUGAGGCCUUGUCAGGAAUGAGGGUGUGUGAUACACAUAAAAGAUAACAGACUGUGUCUUAAAGACCUAUCUGCAUAGGUAAAACAAAAAACAAGAUAAACAAGGUCAGCAGAGCAAAAGAACACAGUCAUCCAGAAUCUCUGCACUUAGAACAUUUUCUUUAUUCAUCCUUCCAUUGACUAUGAAGGGGUGGAGAAGAAAAAUGAAACAACAGACUGGAGUAUGAAAUAGCUUGGAAUCCUUCAUGCAGAUCAAUUCUACACAGGCUGAAGAAUUAGAUUUGGGCAAAAUGAGCCACUUACUAUAUCCUUUUGCAAAUUAUUUAGUAUUAAGAAAUAAAAAUAAUCCCAGAUCAUUAACCCAAAAUAGUGGAGUUGUAGAACUGAAGACUGCAGAAAUGUUGGAUGGAGCAACAUGAAUCAAAAUGCUGAGUGUUGUGAAAGCUCUACCACCUCUUACCUCAAAGGGAUAACACUGCAGUUCUUGCAGAACAUGCAUGGCAUAAUCACCCACAAAAUGAAGAAGAAAGUUUUAAAGCCAAGACUGUAAGAAGCCAAGUGGAAGCAAGCACAUGUCCUAGUGAGGAUACAACUAGAUGCAAAGUGGACCAGUUCCAUUUGCUUAGCCCAUUUCCAAAUACCUGGAGAUCUGUGAAAACUAUAGUUCUCUCAGAAACCUUAAGGAAUUGUGACCUUGCUAGUCUGAAGAAAUUUAAGAGGGAGGAAAACUCAGCAAGUUGUUUCUACCUGUUCUCCUGGAAAACAAUUGAUAGAAAGGCUAAAAUUUGCCCUUCUGGACAGACCACGCAAUGCAAGACAUUAUGGAUGGAUGAUGCAAGCGCCACAUCAGGACCACUUGCACCAAGACCCCAUAUCGCCAAAUUAGAUCUAUUCAUUUCUUUCUGCUGCAUGGCAAAACUCUGCAGUUUCCUUGGUGGAGGUUGGGGGGUAGGUUUUAAUGAAAAGUAAUAUGGCUUGAGGAAGGAGAGGGGUGGAAGAAAAUGUGUGCAUCCCUCAUCUCUGUCGCCACUGCCUGACUACACUUUGCUUCCUUGCAGCAAGGAACCUCCUCCAGUAGUGACCCAUCAUCCUACACAGAAAGGAUAAAAGGCACAGCAGCCCCCAAUUAUCAGGUGCUCCUGGCCCAGGCCUGAAGGUCCCAUGAAGCAACAUAAGGAAUUUCAGGAUUAAUCUGUUUCUAUUGACUCAGUGCCCAAGCGAAUGGGGAAUACAGCUAGUGGUUGUGGGGUGUAUUCCUGCCUGACAAGGAAAUGAACAUGUUCAUCUUUCCUUCAACUUACAGCAGCUGUGGAUACAACCCACGCAGGCAGUUGAGAAAUGGAAUAUUUCUGUGCGUGUAAAUAGGAGAUGGAGAUUAGGCAAUGUCAUCCUCUGACACACACAUGCCAGAUGGGUUAGUAUUUACCAUCCACCACACACAGUUGUAUACGGCACUUGCAAACUGGGGACUUGGUCAGGAUCACUGUGCAAAAUCACGUUCAGACCAAAUUCACAUAAGCAGUUGUAUUUGUUUGCAUAUCCUCUGCUUAAUAUCUAAACCAAUAGAUGAAAAGAGGUUAGAAACUGUUUGCUAAGUGGUAAAGUGAGGCAUGAGUCACGCAUAAAAUCAGUGUCACCCAUAUGAGUGUGAACCUUUGCAAACUCCUGCAGUAAGAUAUAGUUUCGUCGAUGUAGAUUUCAACAACUUCUGAGAACUGAAACCUAGUAGAAUAUAAGCUGAGUUCCACUCGAGGAACCACUGCAAUAUAAUGUGCCAAAACAAAUAAAAUGCAGCAGAAAUACAGCAGAUAAUUGAUUUGGAGACUAGUUGUCAACAUAGCUACAUUGUGUUGAAUUUUCAUGACAAUACCUUGCUAGAAGUUGUGACUCGUUCUGCUCUAAAUGAGAACAUGACUUGUCUGCUUACCAAGCUUAUGCUGAGCAAGAUACUGAAAUGGGCUCUGACCUCCUGGGCAGAUCCUAAAUACAUUUCUGUUGCUAAAUGUUGACCAGUCAGCAUACCAAGGUUUCAUGUGCUGCUGGUCUGCAGAAUAGAUAUCAAAGUCCUUCAAAGCUAUAUAGCAGAAUACUCAGGAAAGAGGACGCCCUUUUGUUUAGUUUGUUAAUUAGGAAAUAUAAAUUACAUGUUAAUAAUAAUAAAUGGAAUUUUAAUGGAUUCUAGACAGCAAAUUUCUGACAUUCCCUUCUUUCUGCUCUGAUACUGGAUUUUGUUUAAACCUCCAGGUGACUGUCCUAUAUGUUGUUUACUUAUUCCAGCUCCACAAAAGCACUACCUUCAAGGGAAUGAGAAAAAAUGCAACUUCAAUGCAUGCCACAGACAUUUUAUAUAGCAAGCAGGACAGCACACAUCAAAGGAUUUACUGUGAAAUCAUCCUGAAAUCAGCAUAGGAUUGAUCUCCAUGAUCUCUUGGCAGCAGCAUGUACUUCAUGAGCAGUUACACGCCAGUUUUUAAAACCAUGGAAAAUAAUUGUAUAUUGGGACUGUUUUUCAGCCUGUUUGCUACGUUUUUUGCAUUCUGUCCCAUGCUGGUUUUACAGAUCUUAGCAUAAAAGAUGUAAAUGCACAACCUGGAUACUUUGACAAAAGUAAAAGCCUAGGUAUAUAACAUCACCUGUUUUCAAGCCACCAAAUACUACAACAGAAACCCUGUUUACAAAUCAGUUCUUUUUUAUUUUCUUUCUGAGGGGACUUACGUUGUUUACCAUAUAUAUAUAAUAUAUAUAAAGUACAUAGAGAGAUUGUUUAUUUGUAAAUAGAAAAAUCCUAUGAAGAAAAAUGGCAAGUUUUCACACUUUAAAAAAAUCAUCAACAUAAAGCCAUGUUUAAUGCUUGUAUAAUGUGACGCAAUAAACUUUAAAAUAAAUUAUGCAUAUGAAAUAUUUUCUCUUUGGCAUUCAUGAGUUAUUCUAUAUUUACCUUAUUUGUUUAGAAAGCAAACAGAGCAGUCAGGUAGAAGCAAAUCUAAAUGCAGAACAAAAAAGGCCCAAAAUCUCUCACUACUUUCUCUCUGUGGAUCCUUUGUGUAAUCACAUAAUAAAACAUCCUUCCCAUUGUUUUUUUAGUUCUUUAACAUGCCUGUUUGUUUGUCUCUUAACCCUGCCAUAUGCUGUAUGUAAUUUGGACAGUGUAGAGUGUUCCCACUCCCAUAUAAUUAAUGGGCUUUGGGCAUUCUGCAUCUCUUUGUCAGAUGAGCUUUUAGCAGGGAGAGAAGAAGGAACAGGGUGCAGGAGUGUGAUAGAGACAAAAGAAUUAACUCACUGCUUUUACACAAACAAGGCCCUUGCUGAGAGUCCAGCUAGAAGAGAACACUAUAUAAUCCUAGAGAAAAUAUUAUACAAAAUCAAUUGCUUUAAUUAUUGAUGCUAAUUAAAAUAAGAAGCAUAUAGGAAAAAAGUAGAGCAGAAAGAGUCACUUCUGUUUCUGCAGCGAUCACAGGAGUCUAGUUAGCAAGAAAUGGGGUAGUUGCCAGGGUCACCUGCAAAGCUUAGGAAUGUUUGUCAAUAAAUCUCUUAGUGCAAGACACUCUCCCCAGUGAAAACACAUCUUGACUUUGCGAUUGUGGACCAAGAGAUAACACCUGGACCAAACUUUCACUUCAUGCCAAAAUUAGAGUUAAAUGGCUGCUCAGUGCUCAAAUAGUGAUCUCAAGUGAAGGUAAGUUAGUAUUUUACCUGUUUUCUCUGUUUUAAACAACUAUGUGAAUUCAAAGCACUGAGAAAAAAAACUCUUUGGUGCUACAUUUUUUCUUAACUAUGAUAACUGAGAAGAUCAGUCUUCACAAACAAAACAGGUAGACAUCACAGGUCAUCCAAGACAGUUUAAGGACAUUAUCAGUUACGGUGCAAACAGUGAUCUUGGUGCAGAAUGGUGCAUUGAAGGUGACGCUGAUGCUGUUUAACACAGUAGCGCUCAGACUCCCUCCUGAGCACUCAGACAGGACUUCAGCAUUUGUGUUGGGAGGGCUGUAGCCAAACCAUCAGGCAUACGGGUCAAGAGCUUGUUACAGGCUUCUGUUCUCUCUACCCACGGCUUGCUUUGUGCCGCUGAGCACAGGUACAUGGAGGCACAUCUGUCCACUUUAUUUCAGCAUUCUGCAGCAGAGUGGAGAUUACUGUACUUACCCUUUUUCAGAUCUAUGAGCUGAAAAUAUGUGGUAAGUACCAGUUAUUACACUCUAAGGCUCUGCUACUAUUCUGUAGCAGAAAAUGCAGCAUCUGUUUCUCGGACAUGAAAAACACAUGGCUUGAUCAGCACUUCUUUUCUGGGGCUUCAGAAGCAUAGCCAGCUUGUUCACUCAGUGGACUGAUUGUCUCAGAGUGACUUGGAUAGUCCCAGAAAAGAGGCCCCUGUCCCGAAUACCAGCAGACUUUAUUCAGGAUGCUAUUAAUUGUCUCAGAACUUAGAUAUAGAGACAUAAUACAUAACUCAUGGGAUCUAUCCUGCUCACUCACAGCCCUUCCCUUCUGUUCCUUGGAACUCACUUCUGUUCCUUGGAACUCGCUAUUUAUUCAUAGUGUUUUCUGAUUCUGUCAUUUCAUCUUAUGCAUUAGAUCAUGAAGCACCCCCUGUCACAGUGGCUUGGAAUAAAUUGAUUUACGUGUUAAAGGGCCCAGGUCAAAGUAGAUAAACUAGCACUUUGUCACAUUCCAAUUUACAGCAGCUUAGCACCUGGCACAAGAGCAGCAGUAACUUUUAGAAAGCAUUUAAGACACGCAGUCAAUGUUUCAUUUGAUUUGCAAGGAUGACUGCUUUAUAAGCUUCACAGCUCGAAUUUCCUGCAAUGGCAUCUAUUUUCCAGCUUGAUUCUGCUCCUGCAGAGGAGUUUUAAACAUCCAUGUAUAGCCAUAGCAAAAAGUCUGCAGUACGAAAACAACACAGUGGAUCAGAAUCUGUUACCCGUUGCACUAGAAAGGACACAGGAUAAGAAAACAAUGGGGGUUAUCAAUAACAGUAAAGGGCAUGCUCUGGAGUGGACGUGCUGUUCAGUUUCUCUUGGCAGCCCAGUCAGAGGAUGUUCCAUCCCAUGUCCUGAAGCCUUGGAGAAGCCUUCAUCAAAGGACAUUCUCUGAGAUCCUUUUCCCACCCAGGGGGAUAUGCAGUGGAUUCUCGUGCCUGCCAAAACACAUGAUGUCUUUCUCUGCAGGGCUGCUCUCAAUCACACCAUCCCCCAUCCUGUAUUGAAACGAUGGAUGGCCCCAGCCCAGGUGUAGGACCUUACACUUGGCCUUACUGAACCUCAUGAAGUUCUCAGAAGCCCACUUCUCCAGCUUGUCUAGGUCCUCUGGAUGACAUCCCAUCCUAACGGUGUGACAACUGCACCACUCAGCUUGGUGUCAUCUGCAAACUUGAUUAGGGUGCACUCAAUCUCAAUGUCUAUAUCACUGAUGAAGAUAUUAAACAGGACUGGUCCCAGUAUGGACCCCUGAGGGACACCACUUGUCACGGAUCUCCAUCUGGACUUCAAGCCAUUGACCACUACCCACUGAAUAUGACCAUCCAACCAAUUUCUUAUCCACUGAACAGUUCACCUAUCAAAUCCAUCUCUCCCCAAGUUAGAGAGAAGGAUGUUGUGGGGAACUGUGUCAAAUGCUGCACAGAAGUCCAAACAGAUCACAUCCGUUCCAUGAUCUUCCCAGGCACAGAGGUGAGGCUGACAGGUCAGUAGUUCCCAGGGUCACCUUUCCUACUUUUUAAAAAUGGGCACAAUGUUACCCUUCUUCCAGUCACCAGGGAUUUCUGAUUGCCAUGACUUUUCAAAUAUCAUGGAGAGUGGCUUGGCAACUACAUUGGCCAAUUCCCUUAGGACUCUAGGAUUCAUCUCAUCAGGUCCCAUAGACUUAUAUAUGUUAAGGUUCCUCAGGUCGUCACAAACCUGAUUGUCGUCUACAGUGGGAGGGGGUUUACCCCCUUGCUCACCAUCUUGUUGUUCCAUGACCGAGGAGGGGUGAGGAGAGCGGGCAUCAGUGAAGACAGAGGAAAAAAAGUUAAGUACCUCAGCCUUCUCUUCCUCUUUUGAUAUGAGGUCUCCAUUUUCAACGUCAAUGGGGGGACGUUCUCUUUAACCUUCUUUUUCUGAUUCAUGUACCUGUAGAAGCCCUUCUUGUUAGUCUUCACUUCCCUUGCCAAACUCAACUCCAGUUGCUCCUUGGCCUUCCUGACCUCAUCCCUACACAACCAGGCAGCGUCCCUAUACACUUCCCAGGUUGAAGUAGAAGACUACUGUCAUUCUGCUAGUUGGCAUUGAAUAAAAAGCCCAAACGGUUCAUUUCCUUCAUGAGGACCAGCUCUGUAAGGGCAAGACAGGGCAGAAGAGUGAGACAGAGUGUCUCACUGACUCUUGCUUCCAACCACCACCGAAGACAUUCUUGUAGAUUCCAGCAGUGAGGACAGAGGAGGAGAUGCAGGUAACCGGGCAACAAGUGGCUCAAUAAAAACAAACAUAUAUGACAAAACCAGCAAAAUAACUAA
Molecule: messenger RNA, 10872 nt
Organism: Cuculus canorus (common cuckoo)
Lineage: Eukaryota; Metazoa; Chordata; Aves; Cuculiformes; Cuculidae
Gene: ANO4
Product: anoctamin 4
Exons: 28
Coding region: 542-3532 (996 amino acids)
Biological process (GO): chloride transmembrane transport
Cellular component (GO): plasma membrane
Molecular function (GO): protein dimerization activity; chloride channel activity
Source: RefSeq, a predicted model, not a curated record